This is a messenger RNA of Aureobasidium subglaciale EXF-2481, 914 nucleotides long. RefSeq lists its product as uncharacterized. The record is from RefSeq and is a predicted model, not a curated record. The transcript is spliced from 3 exons. Gene Ontology annotation, biological process: nuclear-transcribed mRNA catabolic process; mRNA splicing, via spliceosome. Gene Ontology annotation, cellular component: Lsm1-7-Pat1 complex; spliceosomal tri-snRNP complex; U6 snRNP. NCBI's taxonomy places the organism in Eukaryota, Fungi, Ascomycota, Dothideomycetes, Dothideales, Saccotheciaceae. Gene Ontology annotation, molecular function: RNA binding. The coding region runs from base 10 to 450 and encodes 146 amino acids.
CAGACGAAAAUGUCAGAACGAGGUCAAUUCCGCGGCGGCCAUCGCGGCGGCAACAACAGAGGAGGAAACCGCGGUGGUCGUGGUGGUGGUCGUGGCGGCAACAACAACAACAAUCCAUCUCACAACCAAAACGAAGAGACACCGCGCCCGAAGAAGGAGAACAUUCUGGAUUUGAACAAGUACAUGGAUAAGGAAAUUCAGGUCAAGUUCAGUGGUGGUAGAGAAGUCACCGGUACACUCAAAGGCUACGACCAACUCAUGAACCUCGUCCUCGACGACGUCAAGGAAAUCACAAGAGACGACGAAGGCAACACCUCCUCCCGACCUCUCGGUCUCCUAGUCGCACGCGGCACCCUCCUCGUCCUCAUCUCCCCCCUCGACGGCAGUGAAGAAAUCCCAAACCCUUUCGUCCAAGCCGAAGAGGGCGAAGACGCCGCUCCUGCUAUCUGAGCAAAACCUUUGGCAUCAAAAUCCAAACAUGACGCGCAAAACGAUUGAAACAGAAAAACGAGCUUUUGCAUGGGGGCAUAAGAAGUACAGACAGGGGCGGUAUUCUUCGCGCCCUGGCCGUAAGGAUAUCGUGCGAGCUUCUUCAAAGAAUACCUUGCACCAGUUUCAAUAAAUACAGGCGUGCGCUGGCGAGACGGUUGAUACGCGAGAAAGGGCAUCGGAAAGGUGUCGUCCAAACCAGGUUUGGCUUUUUUUUGCGGCCAAGAUUUUCUCGUCGAGACCACCACCCUGGCUUUCUUCUCAUCAAUAUCCUUCUACCACCACGCCAUCAACAUAGAAAUCAUCACAAUAACUAGCUCAAGUGGUGGUCUCGAGCUUCUAGAUAUCUCUGGCUCGAAAAUAAAUCACCAAAAAAAAAAGUUCAAAUGCCCUCAUAAUCUUCAAAAAAAAAAAAACUAUUUUUG